This is a messenger RNA of Caenorhabditis briggsae, 1215 nucleotides long. It is a transcript of the gene Cbr-sams-1, whose product is annotated as Protein CBR-SAMS-1. Gene Ontology annotation, cellular component: cytosol. The transcript is spliced from 3 exons. The record is from RefSeq and is a predicted model, not a curated record. Bases 1 to 1215 code for a protein of 404 amino acids. Gene Ontology annotation, biological process: S-adenosylmethionine biosynthetic process. Lineage: Eukaryota; Metazoa; Nematoda; Chromadorea; Rhabditida; Rhabditidae. Gene Ontology annotation, molecular function: methionine adenosyltransferase activity; ATP binding.
AUGCCCGCUACUUUCCUAUUCACCUCGGAAUCUGUCUCCACAGGACAUCCGGAUAAGAUGUGCGAUCAGAUCUCUGACGCUGUCUUGGACGCUCACUUGGCUCAAGAUCCAAAUGCCAAGGUUGCCUGUGAGACUACCACCAAGACCGGAAUGGUUCUCCUUUGCGGAGAAAUCACCUCAAAGGCUGUUGUUGACUACCAGAAGGUCGUCAGAGACUGCGUUAAGAAAAUUGGAUUCACCUCUUCCGAUCUCGGAUUCGACUCUGCCACAUGCAACGUCGUCGUUGCUCUUGAGAGCCAAUCUCCAGAAAUCGCCGCUGGAGUCCAUCAAGACAAAGGAGAUGAUGAAGUUGGAGCUGGAGACCAAGGAAUCAUGUUCGGAUAUGCUACUGAUGAGACCAAGGAAACUAUGCCAUUGACUCUCCUUCUCUCCCACAAGAUUAAUGCUGAGCUUCACCGUCAACGCCGUUCCAAGGAACUCCCAUGGGUCCGCCCAGACUCCAAGUCCCAAGUCACAAUUGAGUACGAGUCUCGCAACGGAGCCACCAUCCCACUUCGUGUCCACACCGUCGUCGUUUCUACCCAACACGAUCCAAACAUCACUUUGGAGACUCUUCGUCAGGAAAUCAAGGAGAAGGUCAUCAAGGCUGUGAUCCCAGCCAACUUGUUGGAUGAGAACACCGUCUACCACAUCAACCCAUGCGGAACCUUCGUCAUGGGAGGACCAAUGGGAGAUGCCGGACUCACCGGACGCAAGAUCAUCGUCGACACCUACGGAGGAUGGGGAGCUCACGGAGGAGGUGCUUUCUCUGGAAAGGACCCAACCAAGGUCGAUCGCUCUGCCGCCUACGCAGCUCGCUGGGUUGCCACCUCUCUUGUCAACGCUGGACUCGCCAAGCGUGUGCUCGUCCAACUCUCCUAUGCCAUCGGAAUCGCCAAACCAAUUUCUGUUCUCGUCUAUGCCUUCGGAACUUCUCCACUCACUGAUGAGGAGCUCCACGAGAUCGUCGAGGACUCUUUCGACCUCACCCCAGGAGCCAUCAUCAGAGAGCUCGACUUGAAGCGUCCAAUCUACGAGAAGACUGCUGAGAACGGUCAUUUCGGUCAUGCCGAGUUCCCAUGGGAGCAGCCAAAGGCACUCAAGAUCAGCCCAGCACUUAUAGAGAAGGUCAAGGGAGGAUCCGUCAUUCCAGCCACCUCUGCUAUCGCUCACUAG